Molecule: messenger RNA, 686 nt
Organism: Mangifera indica (mango)
Lineage: Eukaryota; Viridiplantae; Streptophyta; Magnoliopsida; Sapindales; Anacardiaceae
Product: transcription initiation factor TFIID subunit 15-like
Exons: 4
Coding region: 93-458 (121 amino acids)
Cellular component (GO): cytoplasm
Molecular function (GO): mRNA binding
Source: RefSeq, a predicted model, not a curated record
CCUAAGUCCUAACUCCACCACAAAAACACCAACUACAAUAUUACAAUCUCCUCUACAUCUUCCUAGCUACAACUCAAUUGCUAGUAAGAAAAAUGAGCUGGUCAGCAGGAGAUUGGAUGUGUCCCGCCUGCCAAAACCAGAAUUUCAAAAGGAGAGAAGCAUGCCAGAGUUGCGGUUACCCUAGGUAUGGUGGCCCUGAUCCGUCAACCUGGCCAGUGGUUCGUCUUGGAGACUGGUAUUGCUCCGCUAUGAACUUUGAAAAUCGCAUGAUAUGCGGAGCUCACAAUUUUGCCAGCCGAUCACACUGCUAUGUAUGUGGAUCUAGGAAACAAGAUGAUGGCCCGACUAGACCUGGUGACUGGACCUGCCCCAGAAUGGAAUGUGGAGUUCACAACUAUGCUAGAAGGACAGAAUGCUUCAGAUGUAGAGCACCAAGAGGAUAUGGUGGUGCAGAUUAGGAAAAUAACUUAACUAAGAAGACUAUAUCUACCUCUUGCUUCCUUCACGUCUGAUCUCUUUGCAGUACUAAUUUACUCCUGUACUGGAGAUAUUAAUAUCAUUUAGCUAGUUAGGUUGAUUAUGGUUGAAAGCUCUCUUUCUGAAGCAAGCAUGCCAUGUAACUGCGUUUUCCGUAUUUAAUUUAUAGUCUGCAUGGAGCUUUUGAAGUCUCUUUUUCUUUGUUUUCA